GCGAAGCGUUGAAAGAUGGCGGCGGACGACUUUCGAGACGUGCUGCUCGAGCUCGAGCGGCUCGAAUCGGAGGACAAGCACAUCAGGAAACGGGCGCUGGAAAAUAUCUGCUCAGCCGUGAACGCGAUGCACGGCGACCUGCCCGAAAACAAGCGCAAGGUGCUCGUGUCGGUCGUCAUCCGUCCCGUAAUCGGCGCGCUCACCGACCCCACCGAGCGGUGUCGCGAACUCGGCGCUCAAUUGCUCCUCGACAUCACGUCGGUGCUGCCUCUCUCCGACGACGUAGUGGCUCUGAUCGUGCCGGCGCUGCGCCGACGUCUGCUCGCUGGCAGUGAGCCGGUCACGAGCUGCGCGGGAGAAGUGGCCGAGGAAGUGCGCCUUCUCGAAGCUCAGGCUCUUACGCGGACGGUCAUGGGCGCUGGGUCGAGGUGCGCGUCUCACCUGAACGACAUCGUCAUAACGCUGUGCGCCUGUCUCGUGGACCCAUUCGUGGAAGUGAAAAAGGAAGCGUGCCGCUGUGCCGUUCAGUUGGAAAAGGCCGUACCCAAUCACUUUCACCUGCAGUGCGACUCCAUGCUACCUGCGCUCGUUCAAGCACUGCGGCAUCAGCACUCGGCGCUGCGGACCCUUGCGGUGCAAGCGUUAGGCCCCAUUCUUGAGCAGAAUGACUGCAACUCACUCACGCCUACAGUCAUCUCAUCAGUGGCAGAGCUUCUCGACGAUCGCUCUCCUGCCGUCCGGAUAGCUCUGGCCACAGCAGCGGCUAGAUGGGUGGCUAAGACUUUUGGACCGGUGGCUCUGCCCAUUGUGCUUAUAGCACUUACAGAUCCUGUUGAAAGUGUUAGUGCCAAAGCAAGUGACCUCUGGAAUGCAGUCGGAAAACUGUAUGCAACUGAUCAGUCAUUGAGGCCUGCUGUUGAGAGUGAGGGCUGUCGACUUCUGGUUCAGAAGCACCUUCCAUACCUUGUGGGCGUGACGCACGACUCUUUACAAGGCUGGCGGCUGGAAGAGCAGCUGCGCGCAGCUAAGCUUCUGUGCGAAGCGUUCCGACACGCCGGGGCACAUGCAUCAACUCACCUGUGCUCAUUGUUGCCCACCCUCACAACUGUGCUCUGCCGGGAUGAACAGGAUCUCAGGCACUGGCUCACAAAGAGCCUGGAAACAUGUGCUCGGUGGGUGGACCCCGAGAGCUGGCUGGAAGCUGUGUCGGUUCCCUUUUCAACAGGCGCGCUGCAUGCCUUGGCUGCGCUCGUACGACCCUGCCCGCCCGACCGGCUGAGGCCUUACGCACAGCAGCUUUUCCCCAUCCUGUUUGAGUACUCGGGUGCUGCGGCUGAUACAAGGAGCCAACUUGAGGUGCUGGGAAUCAUGGACGCUCUGCUGUCAUGUGUAUGUGACCCCAUGGACCUGUCAGUGAAAGAGCUGCUGUCCUGCUGCUUGAGUAUCCAGGCCUGCUCUUCUCAGGACGAAUGCGUUGCUGAAAAGGUGUCGAUGCUGCUGAGGCAGCUUGCGGACAUGCUCAACCUCCCCUGUGUGGAAGACAUGUGCGUCGGCUACGGCAAGGACAUGAUCCAGGACCUGUCAGAAAACCGGCCACACACCAAGACGACACAGUGGGAUGCCGUGCGGGAGCUCGUCUCACUUGCAGGUCCGCAGAGUGGAGACCUGGUUCCUUCGCUCGUCGCGCUGCUCAACGCAGUCCAGCGGCGCCCUGAGUGGCAGCCGCAGGCAGCGACGGUGCUCCAACAGGCACUGUCCGUUGGGCGGAUGCCCCCUCAGUGCACCAAUGCAGCGCUGCAGGCCCUCCUUCCACUGCUGACUGCUGCGGGACGACCAGCUGUUCCGGCACGGACCGCUGGGCUGCGAUGCCUCCUCCAGCUCCUGGAGUGCAUACCGUCCCUGCAGGUGUCGGGCGAGGUGGUGACAGCCGUGCUGGGCCUGCUGGAGGAUAGCCAGCCACAGGUGCGCAUGCUAGCGUGCAGAGCAGCUGCAGCAGUGCGUCCCCGAGCAGCUGGCGUGCGGGCCCUGGCAGCACGGCUCGAGGACGACUCGCGCCAGGUGCGCAUGGCCGCUGCCCGGGCCCUCGAGAACCUCGCCCUGGAUGGCCUCGAAGAGGCGCUCGACGCACUCGCCCUGCACGCCACCAGUGCCGGCAACGACUCAGCAACAGGGAGGUGGCGGAGGACGGGAGAGCGCCGCUUCCUAUCAUGAAGCUGUCAGCCGAUUCUCCGACACAAGUUCGCAGCUGGAAAUGGAGGAAGGUUUGCCCGGCUGAGCAAGCAUGUUUCCAAACUUUCUUGAAGAAGCACGUCGUGCUACAUUGCAACCACGUCCGCAACUUACAUCAAAACUAUCGUUUGCCCCCAUUUCAUCCACCUCUCAACUACCGCUAUUGAAAAAAAUAUAUAUACAUAAGGAAAUUGUUUGUUCCAGUCAGACUGAUGUCACAACAGAAGCCCCCUUUAUUUUUAAUUCUCACGCUUCGGCAGAUGUACAUAUUCCUACAUCGUAUGGUGCUUUCGUUUUGUUCCUGGUGUCGUGGCAUUGCUUUGUGAACUCAAGACUUCCAGAAGUUCCCAGUUAAGUCCGUUGCUUGAGUUAAUGAGAGAGAGAAUAUGUGUUUAAUGUUGCUGCCAAAAUCCGGUAUUUCCAGCAUCCAUUCAAGCUGUCAGCAAUUUCAUUACAUGUGCAUUGUACAACUCCCAGAGUUUCUUGAACUGUCUCGAUUUCGGCUGUUUGCUAGUGACCUCUGAAAGAUGACUGUGUUUGCAAGGUUGAUGGUAUCUCCGUCGUCUGCUUAUAAAAGUGCUCCGCAGCGGAAGUUGGUGCAAACAACGCACAUAAUACUGAUCGUGAUACGUAAUCAGUAUGGUUCUUAACUCACUGCUCUCUGUUAUGGGUACAGAAGAAAGCACAAAUGGACUGGUAGUCACCACGGCCUGAGUAUACUCAUGAAUGAUGUUCAUUAGGUUCUACAGGGAAUGAACUGAGAGCAGCUCGGUCAAAAAUGAGUGCAGUGUUCACCUGCAGUUAGGAACUGUGAGUGGCAUGCUAGGUUAGGUUAGGCAUUAGAGAUACUGCUGGCCUCCACAAUGUUAACAGUUGCUGUUAAACAUAGGCAGUGUCCAGAAGCAGCAGCCAUGGUGCAUUCUGUAUACAAGGUGCACCAAUAUGAAUGGGAACACCCCAAUUUGUGUUCCAGACUGUUAAAGGUCCUUGCCGUUUUUGUGGCAAAAUGAGAAGGUGCCAUGAAACACCUAGUUGAAUGAGGUGUUAUUGGCAUGCACCUGCAAGUGGUAUUCCAGCUCUUGCUUCUGCAGUACCUGUUCACCGAGUAUUGAUUAGACGUUCCAUUUCAUAUCUACGGCCCCUGUACAUAAACAGCUCGACCCCAAUAGCACAGAAGAUACCUUUCACCUAUAGACUUCUCUUCUGGUGUCAGUUCCCUUUGAUGCAUCUUGUAUUUGGUCUCCCGUGCCAGUCCACUUUAGCUCAAGCCUAUUCAAAGCUGUUGGGAGUUGCAAAGGAAACAGACCUUGCUGGUUCAUAAACAUAGCAGUUAUAGUAGUACUCUGUAGUUCACUGUUUAAAGGGAAAACAUGAGUCAAGAGCACCAACGAAUUUUUGCUUCUGCCAAGUGUUCAAUCGCAAUGCUUUGCAACAGAUUAGUUCUGGUUGGUGACACUGGCACCUACUACACACCUUUCCAUUGCAUUGGCAUAGCUUCAACUGGCACUUGCAGAUGAGGGUCUGAAAAGUGAGAGCCGCACAUUGGAAUGUUCCCUUUAGCAGUGGACCACACUGAAAGUCCGUUAUGCUCGGACUUAGUACUUGGAAAGUCUGGUCAGUUUGGUUCCCUGUAGAGGCCGUCCCUGGUAAUGCUGUGAAGUCAAUCGCUCCAGCAUUGAGCCUACUGUCUGUAGAGUAGAAGGCUGAUCCAUUGAUUCAUGCCACACAGUCCAUUGCAACACUGUGAACAAUCGGGGCAGUGCUCAAUGCAGUCUGCAAUGUUAGAUUAGUGCAAUGCAGUAAAUAUGUGCCAAGUUAACUCAUUAGUCGUGCAGGAUUAUCGCCUGCAGUAAACAUCAAUUCACUGCAUUCAGAGGACUGAGGAUUAGCCAGUCAGGCUUUUAUCUUAGUGCAAUCCUUAACAGUGAAAUCUCGCUGAUACAAUUCUUCAUAAUACGUUUUUCGUUAUAAUACGUUUCUUUUUCUUCUUUCGAUAAUAUACGAUUUGGUCGGAUAUUGUUGGAUGAUACGAUUUUCAGAUGAUACGCUUUAUUUUCCAGUACCCGUGACGAUUGUAUCAACGAGAUUACACUGUACUAGUCGCAGAGUGUAACAGCAGUCUGCAGCGAAAUGUUGGCAAUAAAGAGAAGUGUUUAAAAAAUCUCGA
Dermacentor silvarum is the source of this 4396-nucleotide messenger RNA. Its product is annotated as dynein axonemal assembly factor 5-like. Gene Ontology annotation, biological process: inner dynein arm assembly; outer dynein arm assembly; cilium movement. Gene Ontology annotation, cellular component: cytoplasm. Lineage: Eukaryota; Metazoa; Arthropoda; Arachnida; Ixodida; Ixodidae. The record is from RefSeq and is a predicted model, not a curated record. Gene Ontology annotation, molecular function: dynein intermediate chain binding.